GUAAAUAAUAGUUUAGCUCUUAGAAAUUUAAUAUAAUUAAUAUUAAUAAAAUGGACAAACUUGGUAUAAAUCUAUUAAAACAUCACGAUAAUAUAGCCUUAAUAGUGCAGAAGGAAGGAAAACAGAAUAUUAUCUACAGAGACUUGUUAAAACAAGUUUUAAAGACAUCAUUAUUCAUUGAAUCUGAAUCGGAUAUACCAAAAUGCUCUACAAUAGGAAUCCUCGGUGACAAAAGUUAUGCAUUAGUGGCACUUACUCUUGGAAUAAUAGAAACUGACAACACAUUUUGCUAUUUGACCAAAGACGAUCUUGAUGAUUUAAGUAUUGAGUAUUUCUUCAGUUUGUCACCAAUAUCCUUGAGUACUAUUGAAUUAAGGAAAACAUUAGUGCUGUGUGACUUGAAUAUUUAUUUCUAUAAAACAAAAAGUGCCAAGGAAGUUAAGCAAUUCAAUUAUGCCGACAAUGAAAUGAAUAAAGUAUGCUAUAGAAUAACAACAUCAGGAACAACAGGACGAAGAAAGAUUAUUCAUGUUACAUACAAUUCCAUCUAUCCAAAUAUCAAAGGCUUACAAGAAAUUUUCAAACUCGAUCAUUCUGAUGUCGUUCUAUCUGCAUCGCCAAUCACAUUUGAUGUAUUUAUCGUUGACCUAUUUUUGGCGCUUCAUUCCGGAUCUUCACUACUAAUCCUAGCUGAUAAUCAUCGAUUUGAUACAUCAAUAUAUUCCAAAACAUCAGAUAAAUCAGUAACAUUUCUACAAAUGACGCCUACAAUAUUUAGACAAUAUGGCCUUGAUAACAUCAAAAACAAAAUACUACACUCGGAAUCUAGUUUGAAAUAUCUCGUCCUCGGUGGUGAAGAGUUUCCGUCUCCAAAAGAAGUACUAACAUGGCAAGAUUUUGACAAUGAAAGCAGCCGCAAGAGAAUCUUUAAUAUCUAUGGUGUGACAGAAAUGAGCUGUUGGUCUCUCAUACACGAAAUUACCAAAAAGGAUCUGGAGUUUGGAAAGAUAUGUUUAGGAUCUCCAAUUGACAGUGACACAUUACCGGCUUAUUAUCCAUAUCCUAGUGGUUUAGAGGAACUUAUUCUUACAACAUCUUCAAGAGUCAAUUAUUUUGAUGAUAAGGAAUGGGACAAAAAGCUAGGAACUAAUGGCAUUUUUGCCUACGUCACAAAUGAUCUCAUUGAGAAAAUUGAUGGAAAGAUUUAUUGGCAUGGACGAUCGAAUGACAUGGUUAAGAGAUUUGGUGAGCGAGUUGAUUUGAAGAAAAUUGAGGAAAUUGCAUCAGAAAUCGUACAUCCAGUUUCCUGCAUAAUGAUAAGGAAGAGAAUUGCUUUAUUUUAUCAAUCAGAGCAAGACGAUGUGUGUCAAUUACUUUCCAAUCAUUUAAGGCUUAAAUUAAGGAAAGUAGAAUUUCCAGAUGAUAUUAAAAGAAUCGAUUUUCUUCCUACGUGCGAUCACGGUAAAGUCAGUAAAAAGAAAUUAAAGGAACUAUACAAGGAUAUACUAAAAGAGGACAAUAUUAAGCAAAAUGCAGAAGAUGUCUUUCUUGAUGCCAUAAAUAAAAUGUUUAAUUUAAGUAUCGAAAAGCCAUCAGAAUCUAAUGGUGACGAACCAGAUGGAAAGAGAAUGAAAUAUAACAUUGACUCAUCAUUCCAGCAAAUUGGAGGCAGUUCCUUUGAUGCAUUACGCAUAGUUAUGAAAAUUGAAGACAGGAUGAGUUCAAUGUCGAAUGCUUUGCUGCCAAAACUUUUAGAUAAUCAAAAUAGUAUUAAAGAUAUUUUGACUUACCUUAAAGGAUUGAAUCUUAAGUCCAAAAAUGGAGAUGCUAUUAAUCUGGUUAAUUUUAUUGACAAUUCCAAACAUUCACUUGAUCUCAAGUUUCAAAAGAAAUUUGAUUUACAAAAAUGUAUCGACUCAUCGCCUGCCUUAAUUAACAUUAAAGGAAGAAGUUAUAUAGUCGUUGGUGGACAUUCAGGGAACUUGAUAACUAUUGAUGCUGACGAUUUGUCAGUUAUGUCAAUAAUUAAUCUUGGGGAUCGUAUUGAAUGUGAAGCUGUCCAAUUUUGUGACUACGUACUUGUUGGAUGCUAUGAUGGAUUUAUUUAUUGUGUCGAUGUUUUAAGUGCCGAUAAAAAUGACAGAAUAAAAUUCAAGUACAAUUCUGGUGCCAUGAUCAAAUCAAAACCUUUAAUAAUCAAUGAUUUUGUAAUCUUUGGAAACUACAAUUAUGAGGAAAAUCUUCGAUGCCUCAAAGUCAAUGAAAAUGCUGAUAAUGUCGAAUUAAAAUGGAGCAAGGUACUUGGAAUGUCUGGAAUUAUAGCAAAUAUCCUACAAAUUGACAAUGAAUCGAUUCUUGUCUGUACGUUAGAUGGAAUUAUUGAACGAUUGAGGAUUAAUGAUGCAAGUAAGAUAUGGAACAAAAAGUAUGAAUAUCCAAUAUUUUCGAGCCCACAGAAAAUAAGCCACAUGAAGGCUAUAAUAUUCGCAGAAGUUAUGAGGAAAGUUCACUGUAUAGAUUAUGAUGGAAAUGCUUUAUGGAAGUUUGAAACUGAUGGGCAUAUUUUCUCAUCAUUUCUAUUCAAUCCCAUAAAUGACAAUAAUGUUCAAAUCAUGUUCGGAUGUCAUGACAAUAAGAUACGAUGCAUCGAUUACGACAAUCAAGGAUUAAAAGUCUCCAAAAAAUGGAUGACUGAUCUUCAAUCUCAAAUAUACGGAACGCCAAAAAUUAUUAAUUUUAAUACAAAAAAUUAUAUUGUCUCGUGCUCAACAAACGGCUAUGUAAAUUUAUUAAAUAUUUUAAGUGGGAAAAUGGAAAGCUCUUCCAAGUUACCAGGCGACAUCUUUUCAUCACCUUUAAUCCAUAACGAUAAAUUAUUUAUUGGAUGUCGCGAUAAUUACGUUUAUUGUCUUUCCUUGAAACCUAAUUAAGAAUUUUUAAGCUUUUAAUAUCCAGUGAAUUCAUAAAAAUUAUUUAUUUUGACAGCUAAAGUUUAACUGAUUUUUUUUUUCAAAAUCAGUUUCAAAAUAUUUCAUUCAAAAUUCAAAAAAACAAUUUGACUUAAUUUUCAAAAAAUUAAAUCCGUUAAAUUUCCGCUAAUCUCAAAGUUACCCAGUUACAGUACCGUUGUAUCAUAAUUUCAAAAAACAACUAUUAGCUCAAAAGUGUUUUCAUGCGACAAUAAAUAUUUAAGCAUAAAAUCAACUUUAAUUAAAUAUUUUUCAAAUUUGCUUAUCAUUUUUAAAAUAGCUUAUUAAACGAGCUUUAAAACGAUACACAACAUGCUGGAAAAAUAUUAAGAUUUAUAAGAAAUAUGUUGGAUAGAAAUUUUUUCUUGAAACAUGGAAACAGUUUUGAAUGGUACUGUAUCUUUAAUAAUUAGACAGCUAUAAGUAUUAAGUAUA
This is a messenger RNA of Chironomus riparius, 3404 nucleotides long. The record is from the annotation of a GenBank genome assembly. Lineage: Eukaryota; Metazoa; Arthropoda; Insecta; Diptera; Chironomidae.